AUGGCUUCAAUGUUACCGAAGAUGACAUCCACAGUCACACAGAAAGUACAAUCUGUGGCCAUUAAAGCAAUUGAUGUCCGCAAGUAUCACAAAAUUUUAAGUCAAAUCAAUAAUAUCGACAAUAAUGACGAAUUGGCCACAGUUUUCAAUAAUUCGUUAAACAUAUUAAAGAAGAUAAGUCAUCAACGAAUUGUCAAAAUAGAGAAAAUAUUGGAAACAUUUGUGAAAAAUAAUGAAAUCAGCCGUUUGUUUGUGGUGUCAGAGAUGGCAGAAACUAAUUUAAAUGAUUUCAUACUUCAUCAGAAGCCCAACGGUUUGGACGAUGAAGACUGGGCUCGUGUUUGGUUCAGACAUAUCUGCGAAGCGGUUGAUUGUUUGCAUAACACAUACCAAGUUUCGCAUCAAAAUAUUAAACCCGAAAAUAUACUUUUAUUUACUAAAACUCAGAUGUCUGAAAAUAAGAUACCAUACGAUAUCAAACUUGGCGACUGUGGAAUCUCUAUGUUAUUUCCCAAUUUGAGUAAUGUGUGCACCGGUAGGGAUACUAUUAGUGUAAUGUCCAGUCCGGACACACAGUUUAAAAACGUAAUGUCCAGCGAUAUCUAUAGUUUGGCUAUUGUUUUAGUGAUUUUGUUGAACGGAGAUUCAAAGAAAUACCUAAUGACUAGCAGACAACUCGGAGUUUUUGCCUAUUUUAACGACAAAACAUUUGCCGACGAUAUUAAGGAUCAGUCAAUUAAGGGAUUGAUUGAAAAAAUGAUGAGCCGUUACUAUGAUAGCAGACCUAAUAUUAGAGAUGUCUUACAAUAUGAAUGGCUUAAACUUAAAAAUUAA
Molecule: messenger RNA, 834 nt
Organism: Oppia nitens
Lineage: Eukaryota; Metazoa; Arthropoda; Arachnida; Sarcoptiformes; Oppiidae
Product: serine/threonine-protein kinase par-4-like
Exons: 3
Coding region: 1-834 (277 amino acids)
Biological process (GO): protein phosphorylation; mitotic DNA damage checkpoint signaling
Cellular component (GO): cytoplasm; nucleus
Molecular function (GO): ATP binding; protein serine/threonine kinase activity
Source: RefSeq, a predicted model, not a curated record